ACGAACGUUUCUUGCACGAACUGGCAAAAGGGUGCACAUGGACUUACUACGCAGGCAGGCAUUUAAACAUAAAUGCAGUUAUUUGUGGAUGGAUUUCCCUGAUCAGCAUCAUAAUAUCAAAUAUACUUUAAAUUUUCUAUCGCUCCUCCGGAGGUGAGCCAGGUUGCAGUGACAUGGUAAUAUUUUUUGAAUGGUACUGGAAACCCGUGGACCAGAGGAGCAGCAGUGGUUUGCCAAUGACUGGCGAAGACACUGGUUUGGGGGCUUUGGCCUCGCCACUGGUGGGGUAUUUGGGAAAAGUCAGUAGAGCUCUUGUUUUCCUCUAACUCUUGUCACUUGCGCAAAGCUGAAUUGUAUUUGAAAGAAAUACUGUGACUGCGCAGUACCAAUCCAAAUCCCCCCAAAAAACACAAAUGGAAAUCUUUGGUAGUAAAAGGCGAAAGUAUUUGGCAGAUUCUAAGCACGUCAUGUGUGGAAUCAAAGGGUGUGUGUGUAUUAUGAGAAAUGUGUAUGACAAAGAAUAUAUCUAUUAUCUACAGGUUUGAUAAAACACUCAAACUUGACAAUUACUUUCAGUGGUUCUUAUUCUUACUUGUAUAACAACUUGUAAAUCAACCAAACCAUGCUACUUUUUUUGUUCCUAUAAUGCAGGGCUAUUCAACUAAUGUUCAGCAAGGUCCAGUUCGAGAAAAUUUGCUCAUGCAAAGGUCCGGAACAUCACAGUAAUGUCUAACUUGCCAUGCUAACUAAAUAAAGUACUUCAUUUAAAAAUAAAUAAAUAGCUUUUAAAUUGAGUUAAUUCAGGUGUAUAGUGAUGUCAACCAAAAAAGCCACAAUAUUAAAUUAUUCUCAUAAAAUGUGUGUGCAGGGACUAAAUCUGUUAUUGAACCACUUGUUUCUGCUCGGCCUCUCCUCCAGUCUCUCCGUCUGUAUAUCUCACUCGAGCAGCGAUGCUUAUCAGAAUACGCAUAUUUGUUUGGCUGAGUAGCAUCAAGUGAUGUGGUUUAAAUUGCAUGUAAUUAAUCAGUGUGUUUCUGGACCGCUGAACAAGUCCUGGGUCCGGACUGCAGUCCGUCUGUUAGUGACCCCUGCUAUAAUGUAUAGACAAGUAUUUAAAUGUGAUUGGAAGGAUACCAACAUGAAUGCUGAUGACAGGUGGGGGAGAGUUGAAAGACAUGCUUGAAAUAUGGCACUGAAGUUACUACAUUCAUCUGAUGAAAAUCUAUGCAGGCUCAACUUUCAUGUUCACCAAUGGUGAAAAAUAAGAUGUAUUUUUGUAUGUAUGUUCUGUAAAACUGUUUGAUAACUUGGGUUUAAUUAUAAAUGAGUGAAACAACUCAACAAAGUCUGUGGUCAUAAUUAACACCAUGUUUCUGUUAACUUUGUUUUUUUAAAACUUUUGUAAAAGGUUCAGGAAAGAGCUGCUUCACUGGAGUAUUGUCCCUGGUGUACUUCAAAGGGCUUGACCUAUACUCUGCGCUCUUAUCGCAUCAACCUCCAGGAGUCUAUCACCCUCUGCACAAACCCACAGUGCCUUUUCCCUCUGGUCAGCCGUUCCUUGGAGGAUGUUUUGGCAGGCUUGGUUCCUGUGGAGCCCACUGUUGGGAACAAAAGAAAGAAUGCCUUGGCACUGGAAAAGGAAGAGUUGAUUAGACCUGUACACAAAUGCUUGCGAUCAAGUGACAGUCUUGGGCCACAGAGUAUUACAGAUGCACUUGUCAGCCCAGAGAAUGGUGCGGUAAACAUUGUCAAUAAUGGCCAUCAUGCAGCACCCAAGACAGAAGAGGGGAAGGUGAAUGGAUACAGGGAUUCUCCACUUGCAGCGACAACAGGAUGGGAGUCACUACAAUAUGAGGAUGAUGUUCUGGUCAAGGAACCGGAGAUGUCUGCUUGUGCAGAUGGUUUUGCUCCCCCUAUAUGCUUGACACCAGCUGGACACCUGCAGUGCUCAUCAGAAGCCUUGUUGAUCGCCGAUGCGGAUGAAGAUGUGCUCUCUCCUCACCGUGGUGCUCCUUGUGCCUCAGAGGAUGACUUCAGGCAAAUGAAGAGUCCUCAUGGAGUACUGAGCAGAUGCUGCAUUCUGGACCCCAAGCAGUCCUUGUCCACAACUGAGGACAUUUAUUCAGCUGAAAUCAAUACUCCAUUGUUGCAGACGGAACAGAAAUCACUGACUGCCGACAUCACCGCAUGUAAGGACAUAGGAAGCACUGAGUCAGAAAUGGAUGGUUUGUCCUCUGCCGUGCUGACGAAGUCAGAGGAGCUUGUAUCUGUUCAAAAUCAACCUUUUUGGAGGAACAGCGACAACUUGUGUUGGCUGGACUCGCUGCUUGUUGCUUUGGUAAACUGUCAGAGCUUGAGAAAGUGUAAACCUAAAGAUGAGCCUCAGCAGUCAUCUGUCUGGCAGCUGAUGAGAGGAUAUGAAGACGUUUGUGCUUCCAUCCAAGUCCAUCAACAGACUGGCAGAGAUGGUGCGGUUGGUGUGCCAAAUCAUGUGCUGCAAAAGGCUGAUGCAGACCUACACUGUCUCAGGAUGUCAGUCUUUAAACUACUGCAGCCCAAGCUGCAUUGCAAAUUAGAUAAAGUUCCUUUAAAUGACCGUGAAGUGGAGAACAUGCCUGCAUCUGCUGUCAGCACUCUUACCCGGGACGAUGCGCUAACUGCUGCGCACGUGUGCUGCUUUUCAGGUCAGAGGGAAACUCCGGUAUUUGCCAUGCCGCUUCUGCUGCAGUCGGACUCGUGGGUGGAGCCUCUCUUCCAGUCAACCUUCCACUGGGAGUUCAAGUGCAGUGAAUGCAAAACCACCACGAAAGAAAGGGUUAUAAAAACUCUCCCCACCUUCACAAAUGUUUUGCCUGAUUGGUGCCCCCUUGAUGCAGUCCACUUGGCCCCGUGCAACAUGUGCUGCCAGAAGAAUCAGAGGAGGACGAUGAAGCUGGAGAGUGUGCCUCCAGUGUUUGCGCUGCACUUCGUCGAGGGGCUUCCAGACAACGAUGUCAGAACAUUCGCCUUCGCCUUCAAGGAGAAGCGCUACUCGGUCACCACCGUCAUACAGUACAACCAUCAACUCAAGCAUUUUGUCACCUGGAUUUGUAACUCUGAUGGAUCAUGGCUGGAAUAUGACGACAUGAAACAUCCGGAGUGCAAGACCCAUCAAAAGCUCUUGGUUCCUGCUCAGGAGAUGCACGUCGUCUUCUGGGAGGGGAAGGAGGAUAAAGAGCCUCGUGUCUGUUCUCCCUCUAGCACAUUUGCUGAAUCUCCCCCAUCUAAAAAUGUGAUGAACCCCAGUCAAAGGCACACAGACUUAACAGCAGACACACUGUUUUCCUGCGGUCCCGAUCAGUCUUUUCUGAUGUCGCACGACGUCACCGACAUCAUCGGUGCACUCUCUGUGUCUGAAGACCGCAGCAAUGUCAUGGACACAAUGGUUGCACCCGAAGUUGAUACAUCAAUAGGUUCCACGACCCUGCUCGACACCUUCGAGGGCCUUUCCCAAAAUGACAUCAUUACACUCACACUUGAAAAAAUUGAUUCAGAAAUGCAGCCUUUAAACGACAAGGAAACUCAGGAGUUGAGUGUUCCCAGCAGGAUUGAAAUACUUGACUCCACCCCGGAUAGCUCCUCCGCUGUAAUAGGCAGUGAAAGGUCCCACGACACUGAUGUUGAGCUCCCCGCCGCUACUUCGUCUGAUUCUGCGGAUGGCUCGUCUAGUGAUCCUACGUUUGUGCCUGAAGGUAGGAGAGGACGGGGUAAAAGAGUUGGCAGAGGCAAACCAGUUGGCAGAGGCAAACCAGUUGGCAGACAAAUGGUUAAAAAGGCUCAGCAAGCGUCCCCUGUGUCCUUGACGGAUGCCUCCCCCCUGUCCACUGGUCAGAAAGGUCCACCUCAGAACGCCCGCUGGUCCUUCCUGCUCAGCAAACACCCAUUAAACCAAGUUCACAAGGCAAUUACUAAAUCUGACCCCAUCCACACACCCACCUCAGUCGCACAAGUAAAGCCCACUCCUCCCACUCAUUGUACGCCCGAGCCUGAGAGAAGACCGCAGAAGCCUGCAGGAUUCUUCCCAAAACCACAACUCAAGACAGAAGACGGUGUCGGUCUCCCGCUAAAAGCUGCGGAAAUGUACGGUGGAUUCGGUGCCAAGAGCUCAAACGCCCGAAGUGUGCUCCUGUGUCCGGCUGUUCUCAAUGGCAAGUCGAAGCCGUUUCAACCCAUACCUUCAAACCAGCAGACAUCCCUGAAGACCACUGCAGUGGUGUCUGGUACAUUGCCUCCUUUGCCUGGAGCAAAGCGGCUUCCUGAAAUAUCCCACCCAAAGAAACAAAGCAGCCAGUCCUCGAAGCUUCCUCCCGGUCUCAGCGACACAGACGCCCUCCGGUACAAGCUGAUUAAGAAACUGAAGGCAAAGAAAAAGAAGCUCGCAAAGCUGAAUGAAAUGUUGGGCCUUCAGGGGGGGGCCAGCCGCCGCCCUGACAGCACUGACCUGGGCUCCCCGAAUACGGUCACCUCCAGCACCUACGACGGCUCCAUCUGCGCCGACUUCCUCUCGGAUCUGCUUUCGCCGGCAACGACCGCGAGCAAUCUUUCACCAGACAGCACCGGCUUCCUCGAGAUGCUCACCAACGGGCAUGAUGGAGCCGACCAGGUGGACUGUGGGGUCAAUGCGGUCGGUGCAGUUACCCAGACAAACGCACCCAACACUGAAAACUUCCUGGAGGAGUUUCUCUCUCAGGCUGUGGCUCAGGCACCGACUGAGAUGGAGACAGAGGCACUUAAUGCACUUGAGCUUUUCGUUUGAGCUCUGGAGGAGUUGCUUGUCUGCAAGCGCCGAGCACAGAUCACAUCAACCUGCACUUUUGGUCUCUUGGGGAAAAUGUUGCAAAAGGAACUGUUCCACAUAAAGAUGCAAAGUAGGGAAAUCUAUUAUGUUGUAUUCAAUUAGAUGGGUUAAUAAUGUUCAAAUGCAUGUUAAGAGGUGGAGUUGGUUGAACCAUAGAUGACAUUUGUAUACCAUAAUAUUCUCUGGCACAUUGUAAAUAUUGUUAGUUAUCGGGUUGUAUGAAGCAAUGGUGUUUACAGCCAAAGCUGUUUGUUUGCCUUGUUUUGUUAUGUACUUGUCAACUUACUUGAAGAUUUUCAUGAACAUGAUUUAUUUUUUACGUGUCAUUUAAUAAAAAUUUUAGAUGA
Molecule: messenger RNA, 5184 nt
Organism: Cyclopterus lumpus (lumpfish)
Lineage: Eukaryota; Metazoa; Chordata; Actinopteri; Perciformes; Cyclopteridae
Gene: uspl1
Product: ubiquitin specific peptidase like 1
Exons: 8
Coding region: 1883-4795 (970 amino acids)
Biological process (GO): protein desumoylation; Cajal body organization
Cellular component (GO): Cajal body
Molecular function (GO): SUMO binding
Source: RefSeq, a predicted model, not a curated record